Molecule: messenger RNA, 705 nt
Organism: Phaeodactylum tricornutum CCAP 1055/1
Lineage: Eukaryota; Bacillariophyta; Bacillariophyceae; Surirellales; Neidiaceae
Exons: 1
Coding region: 1-618 (205 amino acids)
Source: RefSeq, a predicted model, not a curated record
AUGGACUCGUAUCAGCUGAACCAUCCCAUCUUAGCGCCGCUGGCAUCGGACGAAGGUAAAGUCGUCGAAACGGCCCUUCAGUGGCAAGCGCCAGCGAUUCUGGCUGGCGCGCCCAAGGACCCCGGGCACCUUGUCUCGGCUCACCAGCAAAUGAUGCACCGCCUAUCGACUAGCAGCAUGGUACCCGCCGUUGUGACAGCUUCGGAAUGUGUCGAUGCGGUGACUCGGUUCCACAAGAUUGCUGCGGAGCAUGACGGCGCACCCAUGCCGGCCUGGGCUCAGCAGAUGAUGCAACAGCAGCAACAGAACAUGCAGCAGUUCCAGCAGAACCUGACGGCGCAGAUGACACAGCUUCAGCAAACUACUGCCAAGUCUUACAACGGUUUGGUCUGUAGCCUUCGAGACAAUGUGAUGCGAAUCCCUAAUCAAGACGGCAUCAAUCCUCCCCCUGUCUUCCCAGGCACACUCGAAGAUUUAAUCAAUCUUUCGGGGCGGAACUGCAACACCUUGCUCACAUUUUACGGGCUCGAGGUGGGGGGCACUGUGAAUGAACGUCGUCUUGAGCUAGGUCUCUAUUUGGGACUACGCGAAACCGCUUUCGGGUCGUCGUUCUACUAGUGAUAGAGCAUCCUGGACGAUUUUCGGCGUCGUAUGCUUGAAGUCUAGAUCCCGUAAAUCCUCUAUAAAUUAUUUGUUGUGCGUUGU